This is a messenger RNA of Lottia gigantea (owl limpet), 333 nucleotides long. RefSeq lists its product as hypothetical. The annotation marks the transcript as partial. Gene Ontology annotation, molecular function: protein binding. The record is from RefSeq and is a predicted model, not a curated record. The transcript is spliced from 2 exons. Gene Ontology annotation, cellular component: plasma membrane. Lineage: Eukaryota; Metazoa; Mollusca; Gastropoda; Lottiidae.
GACAAGGCAUGUUCAAGUGAUACAUUCCGCUGUAAAGAAGCAAUCUCACCUGGUUCCUACUGUAUACCUAAAAACUGGGAAUGUGAUUCCGAUGCUGAUUGUCCUGGUGGUGAAGAUGAACAUGAAGAUUGCAGCAUUCCUACCUGUCCCUCCAAUCAAUUCCAAUGUAAAUUGGGAGCAGCAAGAUGUGUACCUAAUGGUUGGUUGUGUGAUGGGGAACAUGAUUGUGAUGAUGGUUCUGAUGAAUUACAUGAGACAUGUAUGUAUUCAAAUAUUUUUAAUUUUAUCCUACACAUACAGUUUAUUGACUGCCAAGUCUUAAAGAGAUUGUAA